Nothoprocta perdicaria is the source of this 3198-nucleotide messenger RNA. RefSeq names its product solute carrier family 9 member A6 (gene SLC9A6). The transcript has 16 exons. The coding region runs from base 1 to 1818 and encodes 605 amino acids. Gene Ontology annotation, molecular function: sodium:proton antiporter activity. Gene Ontology annotation, cellular component: membrane; recycling endosome. The record is from RefSeq and is a predicted model, not a curated record. Gene Ontology annotation, biological process: proton transmembrane transport; sodium ion transport; regulation of pH. Lineage: Eukaryota; Metazoa; Chordata; Aves; Tinamiformes; Tinamidae.
AUGGAUUUUCCAAGAGCUGCCACCACGGGGCUUGGGGUGCUGGUCGGCGUGGUGCUGCGCUACGGCAUCCACGUCCCCAGCGACGUGAACAACGUGACGCUGAGCUGCCAGGUGCCCAGCAGCCCCGCCACGCUGCUCGUCAACGUCAGYGGCAAGUACUACGAGUACACCCUGAAGGGCGAGAUCAGCGCCCAGGAGCUCAACAACGUCCAGGACAACGAGAUGCUGAGGAAGGUGACUUUUGACCCCGAGGUGUUUUUCAACAUUUUGCUUCCUCCGAUUAUAUUUUAUGCAGGCUACAGCUUAAAACGGAGGCAUUUCUUCAGAAACUUGGGAUCGAUCCUAGCAUACGCUUUCCUUGGAACUGCCAUUUCCUGCCUGGUGAUCGGCUCCAUCAUGUACGGCUGUGUGGCCUUGAUGAAAGUCACGGGGCAGCUCGGCGGAGACUUCUACUUCACCGACUGCCUCCUGUUUGGUGCUAUCGUAUCAGCUACUGACCCAGUGACUGUUCUUGCCAUAUUCCAUGAACUCCAGGUUGAUGUGGAGCUCUAUGCCCUUCUCUUUGGCGAAAGCGUCCUCAACGAUGCCGUUGCCAUAGUGCUGUCCUCGUCCAUUGUUGCAUACCAGCCUGCAGGUGACAACAGCCACACAUUUGAUGUCACAGCGAUGUUCAAGUCCAUUGGGAUCUUCCUGGGCAUUUUCAGUGGGUCUUUUGCAAUGGGGGCUGCUACGGGAGUUGUGACAGCAUUAGUCACCAAGUUCACCAAACUCCGGGAGUUCCCGCUGCUGGAGACCGGCCUCUUCUUCCUGAUGUCCUGGAGCACGUUCCUGCUAGCCGAAGCGUGCGGCUUCACAGGUGUGGUGGCUGUGCUGUUCUGCGGGAUCACUCAGGCUCACUACACCUAUAACAACUUAUCGACUGAGUCCCAGCACAGAACUAAGCAGUUGUUCGAGCUUCUGAAUUUCUUGGCAGAAAACUUCAUCUUUUCCUACAUGGGACUUGCGCUGUUCACCUUCCAGAACCACGUCUUCAAUCCCACCUUUGUGGUGGGAGCUUUCCUUGCUAUCUUCCUAGGAAGAGCGGCCAACAUUUACCCAUUGUCGUUUCUACUCAAUCUGGGCAGAAGAAAUAAGAUUGGAACAAAUUUGCAGCAUAUGAUGAUGUUUGCUGGGCUGCGAGGAGCCAUGGCCUUCGCGCUGGCCAUCCGCGACACGGCCACCUACGCGCGGCAGAUGAUGUUCAGCACCACGCUGCUCAUCGUCUUCUUCACGGUGUGGGUUUUCGGCGGGGGCACCACGGCCAUGCUCUCCUGCCUCAAUAUCCGGGUUGGUGUGGAUGCAGACCAGGAGAACGUGGGCGUCCCGGAAAGCGAGAGGAGGAGUACRAAGGCAGAAAGCGCCUGGCUCUUCCGCAUAUGGUACAACUUUGACCACAACUACCUGAAGCCACUGCUGACACACAGCGGUCCCCCGCUCACCACGACGCUGCCCGCGUGCUGCGGGCCCGUCGCCAGGUGCCUCACGAGUCCGCAGGCCUACGAAAACCAGGAGCAGCUGAAGGAUGAUGACUCCGAUCUCAUCUUGAACGACGGCGACAUCAGCCUGACGUACGGCGACUCCACCGUCAACACCGACUCGGUCGCCUCCAGCGGCACGUCGCGGCGCUUCGUCGGCAACAGCUCCGAGGAUGCACUGGACCGCGAGCUCGCUUUCGGGGACCAUGAACUCGUAAUCCGCGGAACGCGCCUGGUUCUCCCCAUGGAUGACUCGGAGCCACCGUCAAACAUCCUGGAUAACGCAAGGCAUGGUCCCGCAUAAGGUUUCUCAGUUAAAUGACAGUAAUAUUUGCAUAUAUGAUCAAGAAAUAUGUACUACCUAAAGUCUAAUGCAUGUCUCAAAAUGUCUAAGCUGUAUAAAUAUUAUUUAUAUGGUGUCAGAAGAAUAUAAAUAUUCUCUGCCAAGCACUUGUAAGGAACAAGCUGCAAAUUUAAGUUAAAAACUGUGUUGACUGCACUGUGUAGGGUGGAACUGUUUUAGCGUAAGAAUCUUCUGCACACAGUGAGCUUCUUUUAUGGUGUGAUUUGAUGAAGGGUUUAGGUUCCAGCUGGGUAAGUAAAGGAGCUGCCUCCCCACUCAUCCUUUGUACCUGGCUGAGCAGGGCAGGCAGGGUAGGCGGUGAGCAGUGUAAAUUACUUUCUAUUCAGAUGGGGAAUUUUGUCUCUGACCUUUGGAUAAUCACAUUAAAACGUCAGUGGAACGUCUGCUGACAGCCCGUCUCGCUGGGCAGCGGCCAGCAAUAACCUCUACUUUGUGGGAACCGGAGCCGGGAUGCUCGUCCCAGCRGAGGGACGGGAGGGAACAGGGAUGGAGUUUCUUAUUUUAAGCGAGCUGGCUCCUCUGCCCCGGCCUCAGCAGCGGCAGAGCGGUCUGCAGCGGUGCAGGGUGCUCGCCUGGAGCCCGAGGUGAGGAUUUGUACGGGGAGAAGGGGACGAUGCUGCCCAAGUCACACGGCGGUCCCUGGAUUUUAUGGCCCAGCCCGUCAUUCACUUGCUGCUCCAGCAGCUCUCCGGGAAGAGCCAUCAAACCCCUCUGUGGGCACCUAAAUUCCGCGCUCGGGCAGCAAGCGUGUCCCUGUGCUUGGAGCGAUCCCGACGGAGCCACGGCGGAUCCGUGCUGUGCCGGCCGCUCCGGCUGGCAGCCGGGACCCCCGGAGGUGCCCAGCACCCGGUGGUACCCAAGGGCAGUUGUCCAUCCGUCCCCCUGUACAGUCCCAUCACUGCACUUUGUGUCRCGCUCCCUUCACGUUAGCAUGUGUGUCUGUGGCCCUGCUCGCUCUCACGUCGCUUCCUGUUUACUGAGAGACGCCGCGUCUGUUUUGGGGCGUUUUUGCUUGUUUGGUUGGUUGUUUUCCCAAUGAAGAGCGCAGAACAAUUUGCGAUUUCGCACUAGUGUUACGGGAUUUGCUCCRUAGUUACGGCAACGGCAAAAGGUGCAGCGAGAUCCUCAGCCCUGGCAUCUUUUCCCCCGGAGAAGGGGAAGGCACAGAAAUUUGCUGUAUGCAGUUUUAUUGCCUAUUUUAGCCACGCUUUUGCUCUACAGGACCUUCAGGGUUUCAAGCCUGCGCUUGGYUUGUCCUGCUCUCUGCUAAAAGCAGGAACUGGGCAGCAAAAGUGCAGUGUGGUGGGAGUGCUCCUGACU